This is a messenger RNA of Dentiscutata erythropus, 543 nucleotides long. The record is from the annotation of a GenBank genome assembly. NCBI's taxonomy places the organism in Eukaryota, Fungi, Glomeromycota, Glomeromycetes, Diversisporales, Gigasporaceae.
AUGGCGCUCAAAAGUAAUGAGACACCUACUCCAAUGCAUCCAAGUGAAGUUUCUUUGGGAAAAGGGCCUCUAAAUCUGAGGAUAUAUUCAACACGCCGCGAGACGACUCCUCGUUGUUUGAAGAAUCUUUAUUCAAAUGCGAGUCAAUACUUUCAUCAUCACCUUGUGUGGGCGAUAAUGACCCUUCAAAUGAUUUCUUUGCUGACAGACAACUUUGAAAUGGGUUCAAUGAUCACGAGAACAUCAAACGAAAUAGAAAGUGUUAAAGAUAUUGCCAUGCAUUUAAGUUUGAGAAAAAAGGUCAAUGGUUACAAGCGUUCAGCUCAAGCACAAUUAAAAGCGGGUCUUUUACUUAAAUUUGAUCUUCAAGCUGCUUAUAAAUACUUUUUUGAUGCAGCAAAUCAGGGAAUCGCAGAAAGACAGUACCUUUACGGUGAACAAAAAUAUGCUGAUGCCAUGAUAAAUUACGGCGAGAUCUUGAACGAAGGAAAGUUUAGGGUGAUACAGGACUAUGAACUUGGUGAAAAUGGGAAAGGAGGCUAA